AUGAUCACGUUUUCGUCAGGUCAAAUUUAUUCUCCUCCAUCGUUGAUAAUACCACCUCAAAUAAAUCUACUUCGCUUAUCGACGUUUCAUCAAGAUGUUCACAUCGAAGAAACAGAUAUCUAUUACAACGACAGUGUUCGACUCUACAUUGUAUAUGGAGGUUGUACACUAAGUCACUUACAACAAGAACAUGAAUUAAAACUUGUCUAUAGUAUUGAAGGUUACGGUAGUUUACUCCGCCAAGCAUGUGCAUUGAAAUUCGAAGAUGAUACGGUAUAG
This is a messenger RNA of Didymodactylos carnosus, 279 nucleotides long. The record is from the annotation of a GenBank genome assembly. NCBI's taxonomy places the organism in Eukaryota, Metazoa, Rotifera, Eurotatoria, Philodinida, Philodinidae.